Molecule: messenger RNA, 5136 nt
Organism: Odontomachus brunneus
Lineage: Eukaryota; Metazoa; Arthropoda; Insecta; Hymenoptera; Formicidae
Exons: 3
Coding region: 285-1304 (339 amino acids)
Source: RefSeq, a predicted model, not a curated record
UUUAUUUCCGCGGCGAACGCCGGAGUCCCUUCGCGGGGCAAGCGUUUCAUCCGCCGCGGCAAAACGUGGAAACGGUUCUCUAUCACGAGUCAGAAACAUUUUAUCAGAUAAAGUCACGCUAUCGGUCUCGGCAGAUAAGGGAACGGUGACAGCGCGACGAUGACACACGACGCCCGUGCUUUCGGAAGAGUACGUGUCGCUCCGGCCAUUUCUCUCCUUUCGCUCCCCAUCGGCUGUGUAAUUUUUAUCUCCAUCACCGUCUCGAGUGGAAGGUAGCUAAAGUCAUGGACACGCUGUACCCGAAUCUCCACGAGCGCUUCAAGACUGAGGGUCUCUGCGCUAUCUGCCUCAUGGAGACGGAGCUGACGCCCAGGUACUCGUGUGUUAACGGCCACACCAUGUGCCACCGUUGCAAGCCUUACUACUACGCCUGUCCCACGUGUCGGAUGCCGUUGAAUGUGGAAAUACUGCCGCCGCAGGUGGACGCGCCCCCGCCGACGCAUUUGAUGUCGCACCCGAUGCCGCCGCAACCCAUGCCGCGCCAUCGUGUCGACUACAGUCCCAGCGCACCGUCCCUAACGGGCAACUUUCUGGAGCACGAGAGAACAACUUGGCAGCCACCGACACCGUCAGAGGACCAGCGGCUCAGGUCGUGCUCGUAUUCUCAUCUGGGAUGCUGGGUGAAGGUGCCUGAGCACCUGCAGGUUCUUCACGAGUCGAGAUGUCAAUUUCGGCCGCAUCUGGAGGAAGAACAUCUACCGACGGACCUUCCGCACCUUCACGACGAUUUGGUCGAGUGCCCAUACUCAGUGGCGGGAUGUAAGGUCCGCACAGUGCCAUGGAGACGUGACAUUCACGAAAACUUUUGCAUCUACAAGGACAAGUUCCACGGCGUAGACGACAUCAGCGAGGGUCUGGCGUGCGCGACGUUCGUCGAUAGCGAUUACGACGGCGAUCCCGAGCAAUUGGUGGAGUGCAAGUUUCGGCGUUACGGUUGCAUGGUGAGAAUGCCGAGGAGGCGUAAACCCAUGCAUGAACAGAAAUGUAACUACAGAAGCUAUCACACAGACGACGAGUCCGAUUGCAUCUGGGUGCCGUCGGAAUUGGAUCCUGAGGAGCAAGUGGAAUGCAGAUGGUCCGCGAACGGCUGCCAGGUGAGACCGAAACGUUGUCGCAAGCAGAUACACGAGGACAAGUGCAAUUACAGGAUGGAAGAGUGUGCCUACAAGGAUUACGGCUGUGACGCCAUGUUUAUACCGGCCAGAAAAUACGCUCACGAGAGAACCUGCUCAUACGCCAAUUGAGUUCAUGAUAAUUGAGCGAGAUAAUUACUCUCACACUGGGAUACAUGCAUAUCACGGACGUGCAAUAGAAAAUAAAAUACUUUCCUUCAUGGAUAAAAAAAUUUAGUGGAGUCAACCAAAUUUCUGAUGAAAUACGAACAAAUCUGAAAUUUCAGUGGAAGCAGCUAGAAUUCUAUUAACGUUAACAAAAUUUUUGAUUGAUUUUAACAUAAUUCUAAUAACUUCAAUCGAAAUUUUCUGGUACAUACCUUACAGAAAAUUUGGUUAAGAUAGUUUAAGUUAAGUUGGGUUGGGUUAAGAUAAAUUUAAGAAAAUUUUUUUAAGAAAAUUUGGUUGUACCAACCAAACGGUUUUCCCGUGUUAUUUAAUUGUCUAGUUGGUAGGAAGUACGAAGGAAAAGAAACGAUCACAUGAUCAAUGGGUCUUCUCUUUCUUUCGCUAUGUUUCACUCUCGGUUUUGUUUCUCUUACAUCGUCUCCUCCUAAAGAACUGUGUGACAGAAAAGGCAUUCAUCUUGGCCAUAGAUAUAGUAAGGACUGAGUCUACUUAACAGCGAAGAUCAGAUAGAAAAGAACAGAAAAUCUGGACAUGAAGACACGUGGAAGAGCCACUCUGACAGGUGCGAAAAGACCAAUCCACGUGCCUAAUCGUUACGUUACACAGCACGCUGUCUGUACGAAUCUACGUACUCUCUGUCGCGACUUAGACUGUCGUUGUCAAUAAAUCGAACGAGUCCAGUGAUCCCGUAAAAUCCGUGCCAAACUGCGGGCCGGGCCAAACACAUCGCGAUAACGACAAUUAACAACAACAAAGCGGAUCUUCACCGUCGAGGUGGGACGAAAGCCAUUAACAGCGAUUUCCAAGAACGCGGGAUAAUGCGGAAGAGGAUUAUUUGCUCUCUCUCUCUCUCUCUCUCUCUCUCUCGCUACUCUCGAUCCCAUUCCGGCGCGAGAUAGUGAAACUUGCGCCUGUCGUUCGGGGGAUCAUCUUGGGCAUGAUCGCCGGGAAUGAGGGAGUGAUGGCGUGGCUGGGAUAUCCAACACCUGCAGGCUAAUGGUGGACCUCCCUGUGCGCGCCCACGAUCUCGCCGUCGCUCGACAAAACGACACCCACACGCGCUUAUAGCGCCCAUUUGUAACGUCGGCGCGUGCAAGGGGCGGCAGUGGAAUCCAUUUCGAUGCGCGAUUACAGACGGUGGAUACUGGCAGCUUGAGGUGUUAGUCUCAAAGUCAAUAAAACAUGGUUUCGAGCGAUAUCCAGCGCGAAUUAUGCAAUUUUAUAUCUUAUCUCAUUCGUCAAGGUUCUCCCCCAAUCUCUCGCCGCGGAACUCUUAAUUAGUGACGUCAGAGGCGAGAUGUACGAUAAAAAUGCUUGCAAAAUACGUUGAAGUAAAAAGAUAUGCAUAAAAAUGACGCGUUCGAUCGGGUACAGUUGUAAAACAAACGACACGUUUUCCUUUUGUUCCAACAAUCAAUGAAUUAGCGUGAUACGCAACCUUUUUUCUAUCUUUUCUCGUGAUUUCGUCACGUUAAUUUUACAAUUAUUUAUUGAUUGUUAGAACAAAAGUGUUCUAACAAUCAAUUAUUUUGCACAUCUGCUCGAUCAAUUACAAGUAACACCUUGUGGAUACAUUUUUUAUUUCUACGUAUAUUGCCAGAAUUUUUAGCGUGCAUUUUCUCGCUUCUAACGUCACAAAUUACCGCGGCAGGGAAAUAGCAAUCUUAAUUGUCAGUGAAGCAAAUCGCGUCAUUCGCAUUAACGGAAAUAGGAUGGUAAAUUAUUAUUGGGUUUUGAAAAACGCUUUUAUCUAAUUACAAAAAUUAUAAAAUAGUUUUUUGUCGUGAUACUAUCAUUGUUGCGACACAUGUAGUAAAUAAUUGUCAGCAGGAGACACGUUUACUUCCAAUACGAUGUAUAAUACAAUCAGUAAAAGUUCAACGUCUGCAAACAAAAGGUGCAAACAAAACUUGGGAUCUAUUUUUUGUGCCAUGGAAAUCUCAGUAAGUCCCACGGGGUUGAAGGCGUAUACACCUUCGUCCCUACUAGAUAAAUAUCGAAUGGACUGUAGCGCGAAAAACUCUUGUCCGUCCGCGACGUAAGCGUUCCAUCAUCUCGGCAGGUCAGAACUUUAACGUUUGGAGGUGACCUCUGACUGAUGGACAAAGGGGUGCAGGAACUGUUUUACAUAGUAAAUAUCAAGAAGGACCUCAGCCUUUGACCAAUGCAUGCCUUAAAGAGGAUGCCGCAUCAUGUCGAAAUUCAAAGUCGUACAAAGGGAAGAAAGAGAAGAGAGAGAAAAGCAUCAGUAGAGAGAAAAAGAGAGAGAGAAGCAUCGGUAAAUUGUGUCCGGAUCAGGAAACAAUCGAUGUGACUCUUAUUCAAGGCAAUAUCACCCCUCGGUGUCUACCCUUUACCUUCUCUAAUUGCGUUUCAGACCAUUCGCUGAUUUUUAAUUAAACCGAUUCACAAAAAGAUUGCGUGGCUUAAAGAAGAUAUUUCAUGCCGUCACUUUCAUUUCAAACAUCUACUGUUAUUUAAAUACUUGAUUGAUGCGCAUAAAUUUAUAAAUCAUGCAGUUACGUAUCAUAACAAAUAUAUCCCUUCCCACUAGAAAAUGGUAAUUCAUAUUUGAUGUCAUGUGUAUAUAAGUACGGACGUAUGUAUGUAUUCAUGGGAAAUUUGAAAAUUACAUCAAACGAAAAGUUCUCGAAAGUCAAAGUUGUAACGUAAUAAGCUGUGGAAGACAGAUAGUUUGAUUUUUAAAGGUGUUUCGCUGUUUCAGCAUGCGAAAUGGAUUAAGUUCUUGUUAUGGUGAAACUACCAUAAAAGAUCGAGCGAUCUUUAUGCACUGAAUUAUAUUUUUUCUCGAAGUAAUCCUGACAUCGUAGAAAAUGUUUCAAAUAUUACUGUAUAGAAUUACUAGCUGAAUAACGCGCAUGUAGUGUUGUUCUAGUUAUGCAAAAUUGAGAUAUAAUUUAUUUCCCAACGUGACACGAGCGCACAACCUCAUAUCUCUUCCAAAUUGCAAUAUAACAGAAUCGAAAAAGUACGUUAAGCUUCAUGAAUAACGAAAAAGUGAUUUUUGCUUCUUUUUUCUUUUAACAAAUUGCAAAAGUGCGACACCACAUUAAUAUACAAAUGUGUCAUUUCCAUGUAAAACAGCGGGGCGGAAGGAAAAGUUGACGACGGACAAGAGGCGAUUAUCGGACGAAAGUUAAUGGCUUUUUUUCAUUAAAUUUUCUCCGCAUAAAUUAAUAAGUCGAUCAGAGAUGAUGAAAGAUAAGAAGGCGCUCGUCAUUUUUAAGAAGCUCGUUGAUAAGCAGAAUAUAGACGCGGACACAACGAGGCUACAACCCGCUGAUGGUGGGGUUGAGCAAAGGGACGGAAAGAGGAGAUGCGAGUAAAUUGCACCCCUGGGGACAAGCCUGACGAGUGGCGCGAAGGACGCAACAAGCCAGAAGUCAGCCAACUUUAAUUAAGACAGCGUUGCAGACUAGAUGUAGACACGGAGUUUCUAUAUAAGAAACUCGAACUCUUGUGAAAUUUCUUUGUUACUUGUGAAUAGCAGGAUACGUUAAAAACAAUGAGGGAGAAAGAGGAAAAUGUAAAGCGUUAUUGUGCCAAAAUCUUUAUGAUGUAUUACUGAUGAUCUUUAUGAUGAAUUUACUGAUGUACCUACCGCUUACAAAAACGUCGAUCUCUUCUUAGAAAAAUAUGGAAAAUACAGAAGAAAAUAUCGGUGAUCUGACCUCUGUCGUUUCUUUUGUAUAUACUCUUUAAUUAAAAAUACUCUUUAAUUAAAAAUCUAAUGAGGCAUUUGAAAUUUAAUGAA